ACCCCGGGACAUCACAUGGAGCUCCCAGGGACUCCCAGGUACUUCACAUCGACCUCCCAAGGACUCCCAGGGACUUCACAUGCCUGUUCUUCUCGUCCUCUUUUCCAGCGCUGCAGCAAAUGUUGACCGAACCCUCUGACUAUUCCAAUUCGUCCAACCCACCUUUGUUAAUAAUACAGAAUAUAGCAUAUAUAUAUACCAUGGGACAUAGCCACGCGAAGGAGGUAACUUUACUUAUCGUCUCCAACACCCUCCAGCUCGAUCUUAAGGUAGGACGCCAUGGCCAAGAAAAAGAAGCGAAGGAGGUAACUUUACUUAUCGUCUCCAACACCCUCCAGCUCGAUCUUAAGGUAGGACGCCAUGGCCAAGAAAAAGAAGCGGUGGACGGAGGACGAAUCAAGCUCCAGCAGAUCGAGCUCAACUGAUGACCUGCCUACAGAGGAAACUAGAUGUCGAAGAAGCCGGUCCCAAGCACAGAGAUAUGCUAGGAAAAAAAAGAGCAAAGUCAUAAGCAUACUGACUGAGCUCAAGGAGGAGAUGCGCAAACAAUCAAAGAAGAUUACUGAAACUAAGGAGGAGGUGGUUGCAGCGCUGGGCCCGCCGGUGGCCAUGCCCUCCUUCGGUGGUGCGCGGGGCAGGCGUCCCAUGGUUGGAUCCGGUCCUUCCGGAUCUGCGCUUCUCCUCUUUCCUGCGCCGGGUGGCCGCACGGCCGCUAGGCGGCUGCGGCGUGCCGAUUGCCUCCUCGAGGGGGCGGUGCCAGAUCCAGGGCCGGUGAGGCCGGAUCCGGCCUCGUCCGUGGAGACGGCGGGAUGGGAGGCGGCGGCGGCAUCUACAGCAUGCUGGUAAAGGUCUGGCACCGGAGGCGGUCCGCUGGCAGGUGUUUUUGGUUGGUGCAGUCACGCGGAGGUGGUUCUUGGGAGCGCAUCGAGAAAUCCAAAUCCGGCCUCGUGCUGGCCGGCAAAGGCGACGCUUCUUGCAGCUUCUUGCGCCGCUUUCUUUGUUGGAAGCUUUGCCGCUGCGCUACCUUUCAGCAAGUCCCUGUUGACGACAGAUGUUACAGGAAACUGUUUGGGGAAUCUUGUUCGGCAUUAUGCUGGUGUCAACAUUAGUGACAUCUCUUGAUGCCACUAUCUUCCUGGAGACGAUAUCGAUUUCUGCUCACAUCUAUGCGCUAGGCGGAGAUUUACGGGGAAGGUUCGGCAAGCAACAAACAAUCCGGACAUCAAGUUUCUGAGUAGACGAGAGAUGUGAUGGAUUGAUCCGUGAAUUUUUUACAAGGUUGAAGCGAGAACGAAAAAAAAGAUUGGAACUUAGUCUUUUAGUUUUCUUUCUUUGUUCUAUAAUUUUCUCUCUUGUAUCUGUGAAAUCCCUCUUUCGAGGUUUAGAGUCUAAGAACUCUUGUAACUCUUUUUGGCUGUAGUCAUUCACUUGUGAAUGAUCAAAGCCGGAACAUUUUCCAUAAUCUAUAAAAACUACUUGAGCUGCAGUUUGGUCUAUCAGUGUGAGUUGCUGGGCUGGCUGCCACAUAGGCAGACAACAAUAUGGCAUCAGUGAUAAAAUCCUCUGAAGAAGGCAGCAACUGAAGUCCAGGAGAUCGAAGGCAGUGCAGCGUACGUGCUUUUGCUUGCUUCUCCAGAGCGGCACACGCGAAUGCUCACUCGUUAGGAGGAACCACCGCCUCAACGACCCGGCGACUGCCGUCACCACCCGCGAUAUGAUGCCGCAGCCUUGGAGACCGUCUGUCCCCCCGUGGUCGGGGUGGGGUAGUAGGCAUUGUGUAACGAACAUGGCAUUAUUUAUGCCAUUUCGAGUGAUUUUGGUGAUCGAAUGACAACACAAUCAAUGGGACUAAUGGUUUUGUUAAGUGGACAUUUCUA
This is a messenger RNA of Panicum virgatum (switchgrass), 1877 nucleotides long. RefSeq lists its product as uncharacterized. The record is from RefSeq and is a predicted model, not a curated record. Bases 361 to 846 code for a protein of 161 amino acids. NCBI's taxonomy places the organism in Eukaryota, Viridiplantae, Streptophyta, Magnoliopsida, Poales, Poaceae. The transcript has 3 exons.